UAAACCAAUUUUUUACCCCCAGAGAAAAAGACCGGCAAGCUAAACUCAUUAUCAAAAUGCAGGGAAAUAUGACGUCGAUUAGCAACCCUGAAAACCCCAGUAACCAGCUCAAGGUGUUUCAGGACCUGGGGCAGGGUGUUCUCCGAAAUGCUUUCGAAGGUUACAACUGUUCUCUGUUUGCCUAUGGCCAGACGGGAUCAGGAAAGUCAUAUUCCAUGGUUGGCUACGGACCUAACAAUGUCUUUCUUUCAACACAGCGAUUUCAAGUGACGUUCUCCAUGCUGGAGAUUUACAACGAGCAAGUUCGUGACCUUCUGUCGAAGGAUAGCCUUAAAGGAGGGACUUCCUGUGCGGCAGAAUCCCAAACUGGGCAUGUUUUACAACAUGUACAUAUUAACAGCUGUGAAAGUGCACAGUUGUGUCUCCACUCAGGUACCUCAAACAGAACGGUCGCUUCAACAAACAUGAAUGCAACCAGCAGUCGGGCUCACACCGUGGUCACAAUCGUCUUUGACCAGAUCAUCAAGAACUCAGAUGGAGACGAGACUAAGAUCAGUAGCACCAUGAACCUGGUGGACCUGGCGGGGUCUGAGCGAGCUGACUCUACUGGAGCCACAGGGGAUCGAUUAAAGGAGGGAGCCAACAUCAACAGAUCCCUGUCGGCUUUGGGCAAUGUGAUUUCUGUUGUUGUGCCUUACAGAGAUUCAGUACUGACAAAACUUCUGCAGAAUGCACUUGGAGGCAACAGCAAAACUGUGAUGAUUGCAGCACUGUCGCCAGCAGACAUCAACUACGAUGAGACACUGUCCACUCUCCGGUAUGCCGACAGAGCCAAGAAGAUCAAGAACAAAGCUGUUAUCAAUGAAAACCCCCUUGAUAAAAUGCUUAGAGAGCUUAAGAUAUUGAUUUUCUACACAGAAAUGGAGGCGAUGAGAAAAGACAUGGAAGAGAAAAUAAGAGCCCAAUUAAUGGCCAAUCAACAACUGAUUGGUGACAGUGAAAAGUCUUGGGACGAAAAGGUGAGCAGAAGUAAAACUAAUAACUUAUAUGCCUUUGCUAAGGAAGAACACCAAGAAGUUGUUAGAAAGAACAAAGAACCUCAUCUAAUUAACCUCAAUGAAGAUCCCAUGUUGUCUGGAACAGUUAUUGGUAACAAAAAUGGCAACCCUGACAUUGUUUUAAAUGGUUUAAGCAUUCAGAAAAAUCAUGCGGUUCUAACAGUAGAAAAUGGAGACAUAGUAAUCAAGCCUGGCUCUGAUGGAGCCAAGAUUCGGGUAAAUGGUAUUGCAAUAACUGGAUCCAGAACUCUUGAGCACAUGGACAGGAAAGCAGAUAAAAUUACAUUUUCAUCGUUACUUUCAGGGUCAAACCAUGUGUAUUAUUUUGUCAACCCCUUGAAGCCAAAAGCACCCGAAGACACCCCUAAAGAAAUCACAUGGGAAUAUGCACAGAAGGAAGUGGCUGAGGCCAAAGGUUUUGCUAUAGGUUUAGCAGGGCUCACAAAAGAACAACAGAUAGUCCAGGAGCAGAUACUGGAAGUCCUCCCCAUGGUGUCAGAGGUGAAUGCUGUGUCUGAAGAACUGAACAAACACAAGUCUUUUGAAGUGGUUUUAGUUCCUUCAGCGAUACAGGUCAACAACAGUGGGAAAUCUGACAGCGGGGCUCAAGUGAUGGUGAAGAUGAAAGACCUCCUGAAUGGAAACACCUGGCUGUGGGAACAUGGAAAAUUCAUGAAUCGGAGAUAUCUUAUUCAGGAAAUGUACCAGAGAUAUAUUGAUGGAGAAAACAUGUCUUCUAUACCAAAAGAGAAGGAUCCAUUCUGGGAGCCAGCGGAGGAUGUUCUUAUUGGAACAGCUAACGUCUUUCUUCAGUCCUUGUUGUAUGCCCUCGACUUUGCUGAUGAGCUCUCGGUGACUGACUACAAAGGUCUGGAGGAGGGGAAGCUGAUGAUCAGCAUCAACCCUUGUGACCAGUCUGGGCUGACACUACACGACGACAACUUUGUGGAGGACCCCAAGGACCUGCUGGAUAAGCCAUUUCAUUUUAAAAUAAGCAUACGUUCUGCAGAAAUCUACAAGACCCGCUAUUCCAAAGGCAUAAAAGUCAAGUAUCGGCUGCUGAAUGACAAAGAUUUUACGGAGACCAAAAUGUUAACAGGCACUCUGACACCUGAGUUUUGCCACUACAG
This is a messenger RNA of Candidula unifasciata, 2188 nucleotides long. The record is from the annotation of a GenBank genome assembly. NCBI's taxonomy places the organism in Eukaryota, Metazoa, Mollusca, Gastropoda, Stylommatophora, Geomitridae.